This is a messenger RNA of Peromyscus leucopus (white-footed mouse), 1455 nucleotides long. RefSeq names its product gastric inhibitory polypeptide receptor-like. The record is from RefSeq and is a predicted model, not a curated record. Gene Ontology annotation, biological process: cell surface receptor signaling pathway; adenylate cyclase-modulating G protein-coupled receptor signaling pathway. Gene Ontology annotation, cellular component: plasma membrane. Gene Ontology annotation, molecular function: gastric inhibitory peptide receptor activity; peptide hormone binding; G protein-coupled peptide receptor activity. NCBI's taxonomy places the organism in Eukaryota, Metazoa, Chordata, Mammalia, Rodentia, Cricetidae.
CCAGCGACUCUGCCUGCUGAGCCCAGGCUGGCCUUGAGCUCAUGGCAAUCCUCCUGCCUCGGCCUCCCGGUUGUCAAGAUUACAGUGAUGAACCUCUACAUACCUCUUUUUCUGAUCCCCUCCCUCAUGCUCCUCCCAUAGUGGCUGCGGGCUACGUCUUCCGCCAGUGUGGCAGUGAUGAGUGGGGGUCUUGGAGAGAUCACACUCAGUGUGAGAAUCCAGAGAAGAACGGGACCUUUCAGGACCAAAGGCUGAUCCUGGAGCGCCUGCAGGUGGUGUAUACAGUCGGCUACUCCCUGUCCCUGGCCGCUCUGCUGCUAGCCCUGCUCAUCUUAAGUCUGUUCAGGCGGCUGCACUGCACUCGCAAUUACAUUCACAUGAACUUGUUCACGUCUUUUUAUGCUGCGGCAGCGGCCAUCCUCACCCGAGACCUGCUUCCUCCACUUGGCCCCUACACUGGGGACCAGACUCCUACCCUGUGGAACCAGGCCCUAGCUGCCUGCCGCACGGCCCAGAUCGUGACCCAGUACGUGGGUGCCAACUACACCUGGCUGCUGGUAGAGGGUGUGUACCUGCACCAUCUGCUGGUGAUCGUGGGAGGCUCGGAAAAGGGCCACUUCCGCUGCUACCUGCUUCUUGGCUGGGGGGGCCCCCGCGCUUUCGUCAUUCCUUGGGUGAUCGUCAGGUACCUGUUCGAGAACACGCAGUGCUGGGAGCGCAACGAAGUCAAAGCCAUUUGGUGGAUCAUUCGCACCCCCAUCCUAAUAACCAUCUUGAUCAAUUUCCUCAUCUUCAUCCGCAUCCUGGGCAUCCUUGUGUCUAAGCUGAGGACGCGGCAGAUGCGCUGCCCGGACUACCGACUAAGGCUGGCUCGUUCCACGCUGACGCUGGUGCCCCUGCUGGGUGUCCACGAGGUGGUGUUUGCUCCCGUGACGGAGGAACAGGCUGAAGGCGCCCUGCGCUUAGCCAAACUGGCCUUUGAAAUCUUCUUAAGUUCCUUCCAGGGCUUCCUGGUGAGCGUGCUCUACUGCUUCAUCAACAAAGAGGUGCAGUCGGAGAUCCGCCGGGGCUGGCGUCACCGUCGCCUGCGUCUCAGCCUCCGCGAGGAGCGCUCUGGUCCGAACAUGGAGCUCAGCCCGCCGGCCCUGCCCUCGCGUCCUGCACCCCGGGAGGCCCCCAUAGGCAGCGCCUGGCCCUCCGGGUCUCUGCACGUGCCUGGAGAUGAAGUCUUGGAAAGUUACUGCUAGGAUCGAGAUGUUUAGGACCACUGACAGGGAGGCCGCUUGUGAAGACGCGACGCUUUUAAGCCAUGUUUGAAAGAAGUGGAGACAACCUGAAGAGGUGGAGGACAAGACUCCAGGCAGAUUCCAGUGUAAAGGCCCUGGGAACAGGAAGGAUGAAGAAGGGCUUCCGUGGCUGGAAAAACCCUGGACCUGCAGGCGGGGAAGAAGUGGG